AUGAUGGGAACAGAAACUGGAAUCAUUGGGCAUCUGAGAGCUGGAGGUUCUCGAAGUGGCGAUGCCAGACCGCCAAGAGCCUCAUCGCUGACAGCCCACCCAACACCAAUUAGUUCUUUUCUUCGACAACGAUCCUCAGCACAACCGAAGAUGCCAAUAGGGAAGCCAGCAAAUCAUCUCAAAAUAUGCUUGAAAGCUCCCUCUUUGCAGAGUCUUGGAUUGAAAUCUCCGUUGCUAGGAACGCAAUCGCCACUGGGGCUCACUUCCGCAAAAUCAAAAUUUGCAUGGAUGGACGAGUCGUUCCUCGGCAACCUGCGGAGAUUGUUGGAAGACUCCGAGGCAAUAGGCGGAGUGAUGAAAGACACUGUAUCAUGGAAAUCUAACGGUGAUGCAUUCACGGUUCGAGACAAGGCUAUCUUUGCAACUCAUGUGGCCCCCAAGUACUUUAGUAUCAUGAGCAUCUCCACUUUUCGAAUGGUGGCUCUAUCAUGGGGUUUCACAAUCCAAGUGGAUCCUUCCACUGGCAGCGAAACUUACCAACAUUGUAGAUUCUUACGAAGCAGCCCAUCAAAAUGCCAAAAUGCGACCAUGCAAGAGAUGAAAGAUUCUACCGCUCGUCCAAGCCAAGUUGAGUCGAAAGAUUCCUCAAAACAAGAAGACCCGCUACUACUUCUUGCUGCUACUGCCUCGGCUUCCAACAUGACUGGUAAGCAAGAAGAAACGUCGCCCCCCAAUACUGUCAGGGCAACCGAGAAAACCAAGACUAGCCCAAAGAAACAAGUUGACUCUUCGAAGCCAUCGGUAGUAAAGGCACGAAGAAGCUCAAUCAGCAGUGUACUCUCUGCCAGUGCUGGUCGCAGAAGCUCUCUUGGUCUCAAGCUGCCUCCUGGAAAUCCUCUUCGUAGAUCUUUAGAUCAACAGUUGAGUCCGUCCGAGGCCAGCUCUGCUACUCUUAAACUUCUCCAAUCAAGUCGCAAGACCUUUGAUAGGGUGGUAAUCCCUCCCUUUUCCAGAAUUCGAAUGCCCUCUCAAGGUGUUGGACCACACAAUCCGUUUGCAGGAGCUCCCAAGAUUGGAAGCUCUUCCCUUGGAAACUCGUCUCUUGGACAGUUCGAGAAACGAGUCCGGCUUCUCAAGGCUCAAGCUAGUCUAACAUCCAGUCUUCAACUGUUGAUGGAAGAUCCCAUUGCACCUACUCCAGACCGUUCCUUUUUGUCAAACCUCCGAGGUAUUCUGGAACAUGCAGAAAAAGACCGGUUCACCCACAUUGUCUCGUGGAUGAAACAUGGUCGUUCCUUCCGCAUAUACCAUGAAAAUGAAUUCACCCAAGUGGUCUAUCCAAGAUUGACCAAUGGUAGCCCCCUGGCCAACGUGGAAGAGACCUUGAAGGAGUAUGGAUUCAUCAAGCUAUCCAAAGGCCGCGAAAAAGAAGCCUACUUUCAUCCACUCUUUGUUCGUGAUUUGCCUAUGUUGGGGCGUGGGAAAGCGAUACAACAGUGGAAGACAGCGGGGUGGAAGGGAGACUCCACACCCGAAUUCUUUUUGUAG
Molecule: messenger RNA, 1548 nt
Organism: Cylindrotheca closterium
Lineage: Eukaryota; Bacillariophyta; Bacillariophyceae; Bacillariales; Bacillariaceae
Source: the annotation of a GenBank genome assembly